ACAUCAACAACGCGCUCACAGCGGCUCUCACCUUUGCAUCGACACACCUACGCUCGCCCGCACGAUCGACUGCGCGCGCAAGAAACGCAGCGAUGAGCGGGUAUCACAGCGUGAUGCACGAGCUGGGGCCGUUCUUUCAAGACGUCAAGGACUGGCUCCGAACUCUGACUGCAGCACGGCUCCUCUUCGUCGCCCUGACAAUAUGCGGCGUGUCGACCUUCAUCGUCUUCACAGUCUUCGAAGCAGUCGCGUAUGGCCAGCUCGCGGCCGAGGCGCAGUAUUCGGGGUUGCACGGGUACGGCCGCAUCACGGCGCGGUUCAUCGCGUACCAGCGUGCGCUGUGCUUCUUGAUUGGGCUGCUGGCGGCCCUCGGCACGCCGGUCCUCAUCCACGCGCUGGUAGGCGACGACCCGGACGACCCGCAUCCGCACCGCUGGCUCGAGCUGCGCAUCGGUGUAAACAACGUGCCGCGGGUAUACCUCGUCGUCGUGGCCAUUGGGCUCGUCACGGCGUUUGUCAACUUUGCGCGGAGUAGGGGGUCGUGGAUGGCAGCCGCGACCUACGAAUGGUGCCUAUACACACUGGCCAAGUCGCGCGGCCUCAACGCGCUCAACCGCUACUCGUCCGAGAUGGAGCCGCUGGCCAAGGUCUCACAAGACUGCGACGGGAUCGUCCGCGACAGCGACCGCAAGGCCGUGUUCGGCUCGAUAGGCAUCCUCAUCUGGACUCAAAGGGCAUAG
Messenger RNA from Vanrija pseudolonga, 740 nucleotides. RefSeq lists its product as uncharacterized. NCBI's taxonomy places the organism in Eukaryota, Fungi, Basidiomycota, Tremellomycetes, Trichosporonales, Trichosporonaceae. Bases 93 to 740 code for a protein of 215 amino acids. The transcript is spliced from 6 exons. The record is from RefSeq and is a predicted model, not a curated record.